Messenger RNA from Aspergillus viridinutans, 1104 nucleotides. RefSeq lists its product as uncharacterized. Gene Ontology annotation, molecular function: protein kinase activity; ATP binding. The transcript has 5 exons. The coding region runs from base 1 to 1104 and encodes 367 amino acids. NCBI's taxonomy places the organism in Eukaryota, Fungi, Ascomycota, Eurotiomycetes, Eurotiales, Aspergillaceae. Gene Ontology annotation, biological process: spliceosomal complex assembly; regulation of mRNA processing; protein phosphorylation. The record is from RefSeq and is a predicted model, not a curated record.
AUGCGACGUUUCGAGCGAAUAUACGACGUCGUUGAGCCCGUUGAGGAAUAUCGUCGAGGAGGCUACCAUCCUGUGCACCUUCACGACGUUUUCAAUCAGAGGUACGAGGUUAUCGGAAAGCUGGCCUUUGGCCAAUUUUUCAACAGUAUGGCUUGCACACGAUCAAUUCGACAGGUUGCAUUGAAGAUAUUAAAAGCAGAAGCCUCCGAGAACAACAAAGAGCUUGCUAUACUUCUUCGUUUAUCAGACCCAGGCCUACAUCAUCCUGGUAAAGGGCAUGUCAUUGAGCUGUUGGAUUACUUUGAGCAUCAUGGCCCAAAUGGGACACACCUGUGUCUUGUUCUCCCUGCAAUGGUUUCUGAUGCCGCAGCAAUGACUGUCAAUGGAAGACCGCACCAAGCAGCUGAUAUACGAUCUAUUUCUGAACAAAUCCUGUUGGGUCUUGACUUCCUUCAUACACUAGGCGUCAUCCACUGCGACCUACAACCCGCGAACGUUCUCUUUUCAACUGUUGGAGUUGCGAACAGUGAAAUACGCUUACAGCCUCCAGAGUUCAGUCCUAUUAGGUGGCUAGAAGGAACAACAGCCGAUGAUAGCGCGCCUCAGUAUCUGAUGCCCACACAGAGACGUCGAGGCCAACUGGAUGAUGCAGAUUUCUCCAAGCUCAUGGUUAAAAUCGGUGACCUCGGCGGAGCUGUCUGUGGUCGGCACAGCAAUCAGAAGCCAGUAACACCGACAGCCUUGCGCGCACCUGAGCUAAUCCGCAGAAACACUUGGGAUGCCGGCAUUGAUAUAUGGACAUUGGGCUGCCUGAUAUUUGAGUUAGCAACGAAUGAGCCGCUGUUUCCAUUGGGAACCUUUGGCCUCACGGCAGAAGAGGUUGACCAAGAGCACAUCAACCUCAUUAGCCAGCUACUUGGCGAAAACGACCAUUUGCAUGAGAGUUUCACAAAGUAUCUGAUGGACAGGUUGCCAUCAGACUUUGGUGCUGAGAACAUUCAGCGUCUUGCAUCCUUCCUUUGGUUGAUGCUACGGCCCGACCCUCAGAAGCGAAUUUCGACUACCAAGUUACUCAAUCACCCAUUUCUAAUUGACACAUCCUAG